This is a messenger RNA of Entrophospora candida, 4305 nucleotides long. Lineage: Eukaryota; Fungi; Glomeromycota; Glomeromycetes; Entrophosporales; Entrophosporaceae. The record is from the annotation of a GenBank genome assembly.
AUGGGCGUCAGAGAAAUUGUCAUUCCACCAACAGAUGAUGAGAGGAACGUACUGGUGGCUCGUAAAUACCAAAUAGAAUUAUUCGAAAGGGCUAAAAAGGAUAACGUGAUCGCUGCUCUGGACACCGGAAGUGGGAAAACUUUCAUUUCAGUAAUGCUUAUAAAAGAUGUUGUAGCCGAAGAAAGACAAUUAAGAGCGACAAGGCGCGAGCUUAAGCUUACCAUUUUUCUGGUGAAUCUAGUUCCGCUGGUAUUCCAACAAUCCAAGGUAAUCAAAGCAAAUUGUGAUUUUAAAAUACAACAUUUAUGUGGAGAAAUGGGUGUAGACCUUUGGAGUGAGAAAGAAUGGAAGAAAAAAUUUGAAGAGUAUGAUGUACUUGUAAUGACAGCACAGAUUUUCUUAAAUAUACUGCGACAUGGUUUCAUUUCAUUGUCAAAUGUAAAUUUAUUAGUAUUUGAUGAAUGCCAUCAUACUUCUAAAAAGCAUCCAUACAAUUUAAUUAUGAAGGAAUUUUAUAAUCGUUGUCCAGAAGUUGACAGGCCAAAAAUUUUUGGUAUGACUGCAUCUCCUGUGAACACCCGUAAUUCUCUUCUUUCUGCUAGCAAUUUGGAAAGUAAUUUACACGCAAAGGUUUUUACUGCAAGUGAUACUUCAGAACUUCUUAAAUAUGUUAAUAGACCCGAGGAGUUAGCCAUAAAAUAUGAUCCGCCGCCAGAUUAUCAGCAAUCUGAACUUUACACAGCUCUUUGGAAUGAAUGCUUGGGCGCAGAAAACUUUCAAAGUGCUUUUUCUAGUGCUAGUUAUGCACUUUCAACAUUGGGACCUUGGUGUUCAGAUCGUAUAUGGGAAUCUAUUUUGGAAGAGAAAGAUAGGAAUAAGGAAAGGUUGGAUGUCAAGAAAUUUGAUAUGGGAUUGCUCCAGGAAUAUGAUGAAGAAAAACUAAUAACACAAAAGGCUUUAGCGGUUCUUGAUAAAUGGGUUUUCAAAAAACCUGAACUCGAUCAUUCUAUGCUAUCACCCAAAGUGAUUCAACUAAUUGAGAUACUUGCAUGUUUUAAAGAACAUAAUGGCACGGAGAAAAAUUUUUGUGGCAUUGUAUUUGUAGAACGUCGCCACACGGCAAAUGUGUUAAACUUUUUGAUAAAGGAAAUUGGAGUAUUGGAUUUCAUUAAGUCUGCAGUGCUUGUAGGGCACGGUACUAAUGAAAAUGGUGAUAUAAAUAUGAGAUUUAAAGAGCAAAACAAAACAAUCGAAGAAUUUCGUAAAGGUCAAAUUAAUCUACUAAUAGCAACUAACGUAGCUGAAGAAGGCUUAGACAUUCAACCAUGUAAUUUGGUCAUUAGAUUCGAUUUUUUUAAUACAUUAAGAGCUUACAUACAAUCACGUGGAAGGGCUCGUCGUAAAGAUUCAAAAUAUAUUGUAAUGAUUGAGCAAGGAAAUUUAAAAGAAGAGGGUAUACUUAAAGAAAUGAAAAUAGCUGAAGAGUCCAUGAAGAAGUGGUGUAGGAUGCUUCCAGAAGAUCGGGCCCUUCUAAGUUAUGAAUCUGCUGUGUCUCUCAUUCAUUAUUACUGUUCAAGCCUUCCAGGAGACAAUUAUUGUAUUUUGCAACCAGAAUUUAAAAUUGAACGGGAACAUUCGGGAUAUUCGUGUCAGUUAACUUUACCUAGUAAUGCUCCUUUUCGUACAGAAUCAAGUCAUGUUUGUGAAAGUCGACAUAAGGCUAAAAAGGUUGCUGCUUUCAAAGCAUGCAUCAGAUUAUACAAUUUAAAAGCAUUAAAUGAUCAUCUCUUGCCUGAAAUUGAAUGGGUAGAAGAAGAUCACGAGAUGAAACCAACUAGAGAUAAUGGUUUAAUCACUGAGAACAUUGAGAACAUUAAGAUCACUGAGAAAACCGAGAACAUUGAAAAUAUCAAGAUAACGGAGAUCACAAAGAACGCUGAGAACAUCAAUAUCACAGAGAAAACUGAAAACAUUGAAAAUAUCAAGAUCACAGAGACCAUGGAGAAAACUGAGAAUAUUGUGAACGCUGAGAACACUGAAAAUAUCAAGACCACCGAGACCACCGAGAAAACCGAGAAAACCGAGAACAUCAUAGACGUUGAGAAAAUCCCAAAGGAGUUAUACAUUACAAUAAUAAAGUUGGAAUUAGAAGACGAAAAAUACGACGGACAAUGUUAUCGCACAUUGUGUUUAUUGAGCCGUAAACAAAUUCCUCAAGUUCCAUCCACCACGUUGUUUUUUCAUUCCAACGCCAAAAUUUUAAAUAUAUUUCCUUAUUCAAAGCCAAUCAAAAUCGAGUUGGAAAAGUUGGAAAUGCUUUUCAAGUUUACGCUUCGUUUAUUUACUUCCAUAGUAAAUAAAGAGUUUGCAUGCGAUAUUGAUAAGUUUUCAUAUCUAGUCGCCCCACUUACUCAAUACGCGCCAAUUCACGAAAAUUCCUUUGAUUUUAUUGACUGGUGUGAAGUUGAGAAAGCAAUAACACACAAACAUUUAAAAAUUGAACUGGAUGAUGUGUCAAAGUUGGAGGAUGCUGUUAUAAUCGAUUACUCUGAUAAUUUAAGACGUUAUUUUGUACAAUCAAUCUGUUAUGAUCUAAACCCAUUAUCACCAAUACCACAAGGAAUGGCCAUAAGAGAAAAGGGUUGUCAAAAUUUUGGUGAAUUUUAUAAAAAAACAUUUGAACUUGAAGUAGAAAAUCUUGAUCAACCAUUAAUUAAAGUUAAAAAAAUUUCAAGAGUCAUGAAUUUCUUACAACCCAUACCCGGUGCACUUCCUAUAUUAAAAGGAAGAACAGCAACAUACGUAAUACCAGAAUUCUGCAAAGAGUAUUCGAUUAAAGCUUCAGUGUUUAGGUCUGCGCUUUUAUUACCAUCAAUAUUUACAAGGUUGGAUUCACAACUUCUGGCAUUAGAAUUAAAACAUAGAUUGGAUCUACCUAUUGAUGACGAAUUUAUGCUAUCAGCAUUAACUACACCAUCCGCAAAUAUGGAAAUGAAUUAUGAACGCCUUGAGACCCUUGGUGAUUCAUUUUUAAAAUUUUGCGUGACCGUUAGAUUAUAUGUUUCAUUUCCUGAAAAACAUGAAGGUCAACUUCAUAAUCAACGUAUUAGGAUAAUUUGCAAUAAGACACUUUAUAGAAGUGCAAAAAGAUUACGUCUAUAUGAACAUAUAAAUUCCUUGCCUUUUAAUCGUAGAGCAUGGAGACCUGCAAAUAUGAUGACUAUUACUGAUGAUCCAGAAAAUUCAAAAAAAAAUAGAGUUCAUGAUUUAGCUGAUAAAACACUUGCUGACGUGGUAGAAGCUCUUUUAGGAGCAGCAUAUUUAACCGGGGAGGAACAAGCAGGACUUAAAUGCGCUAGGGCAUUGGAAGUUCCAUUUGAUGAUAUUACCGAAUGGGAACAGUUUUCUCAGUGGAAUAAAAACCUACCGCGUGUAUCUAUUAAAGAUCAUAAAAGCGUAGAUAUUAAGAGGAUUGAGGAAAUUUGUGGUUACACUUUUAAUAAUAAGAACUUAAUUGCUGAAGCACUCACACACGCCAGUUUACCCAAUUCUACAACCUCGUGUUAUCAACGUCUUGAAUUUCUAGGUGAUGCUAUAUUAGAUUUCUUGACAGUAAAGUAUUUAUAUGAAAAAUAUCCAGAUAGUCCACCAGGAAUAAUUACAGACCUAAAAGAUGCGUCAGUUAAUAAUCAAAUUCUCGGGGCUAUUUGUGAAGUAGUUGGGCUCCAAAAACAUAUCAUUCAUUUUUCAUCAAAAUUACUAAGUGCCAUUACAAAUUUUUCAUCUAUAAUCGAAGAUAUGAGAGAAAAAAACGAAGAUUAUGGUGAAUAUUGGAGCGACUUGGAAGUUCCCAAGGUUAUGAGUGAUGUAAUAGAAAGUAUGCUAGGUGCUAUAUUUGUAGACUCGAUGUUUGACCCUAAGGCUCCUCAAAAACUUUUUGAUUUAUGGAUUGAGCCGGUUUUAAGUAAACACGUUACUCCUGAUACAUUAAAAGUACAUCCAGUAAAAAAACUUACAGAAAUAAUACAAAAGCAUGGAUGUGCUCAAUUUUUGUUAAGAAAUAUUACGACAGAAAAUAUAGAUAUGGAAAGUCAACAGUGCACAAUAUUUGUUCAUGAUACUGUAGUUGGACGUGCAAGUUCCAUGAGUAAUAUACGAGCAGCAAGAAAAUUAGCAGCACUGGUUGUUUUAGAAAAAAUUGAGAAAGAUGAGACGUAUCUUGAUUCUGUAUGUACUUGUUCAGCGUUUCCAAGAGAUGAUGAUAUCUUUCUGGAUUCAACUGAUGAUGAGGAAUUAUUAGAAUAA